Molecule: messenger RNA, 927 nt
Organism: Haliotis rubra (blacklip abalone)
Lineage: Eukaryota; Metazoa; Mollusca; Gastropoda; Lepetellida; Haliotidae
Exons: 2
Coding region: 1-927 (308 amino acids)
Source: RefSeq, a predicted model, not a curated record
AUGAUGCAGGCGAUGAUAAACUCGCAGCAACAGCAGACUGACCGGCUAAUUGCCAAGCUGGGGCCCCGUGCGGGUUGUGAAAUGUCAGAUUCGCAGCCGAGACCGAGUACAUCCAGACACAGCCGGAGUAAUCCGAAUGAAACGGAUGUUGUGGACAGCCAUGACAGUUGUAGCGAAGGGGAAGUUGAUGUUUCGGAAAACGAAUAUGAUGAACUCGAAGGGAUUUUUUCAAAGUCUGGUGAUAAAGACAAUUAUGAUGAGAGUGAUGUGGCCAACUUAGUGUCAGAACUCAAAAGUUUCUUCGAAGAUUCCAAGGAAACAUCGACAGAUGUUAGGAGCGAGCUUGCUUCAACUGUGAGUGAUGGUAUCAGAAACAAUGUCAACAUGAAAAAACUCAAAGUUAUUAUGGAUAAGUACAAGCGGCCAAGAAACUGUGAAGCACUGAUCGUGCCUGCUGUCAAGGAAGAGCUUGAUGUCAGCGCCAUGGGAAAUACUAGUGUGAACAUUAAGGACUUGUUGGUCAAGUCAAUGGACACAAUCAGACUCAUGUCAGGGGCCAUAAGUGAACUGAACAAAAGGCGGAGAGAUGGAUUCAAGCCUGAUCUGAGUGGGCCUUACAAACGUCUCUGCUCAACAAAAAUCACUACCAGUAAGUGGUUGUUCGGAGAUGACCUGGGCAAGAAAAUAAAAGAAAUUUCUGACAGCAAACAACUCAGCAAGAAGAUGGGUGAAAAUCUCAGAAGAAAUUCUCUGACAGAUAUUGGCCGUACCAUAACAGACAAUUUAAUCAGGGCUACUCAGUCAACAAUACUCGUGGCGGACACAGGUUCCACACCCACAGAGGUCGUAACACCACGCCUCAACAACAGAACAAGUUCAAGAUCCCUUUUUUUACAGAAGAGGGAGGGGGAGAGGAAGCUCCAGUAG